CAGGUGCCCGUGGAGCUGGUGCUGCUGCUCACUGUUCCUGUGGUGGAUCCUGACAAGGAGGACCUGAACUGGAAGAGACCCCUCAACUGCCUGCAUGUCCUCACCAGCCCCCUGCUCUUCGUCCUCACCCUGAAGUCAGGCACCUAUGGGCUGUACCAGAUCCAGGGGGUCUUCCCAGUCUGGGGACUGGUUGCACUGGUUGGCUCUGUCCUGGCCGUCAUCACCUUCAUCGCCACAAGCAACGAGGAACCACCCAAGUACCACUGUGUAUUUGCCUUCCUUGGAUUUUUGGCCAGUGCCAUGUGGAUCAACGCCGCAGCCACGGAGCUGGUGAACAUCCUCCGGACGCUGGGCAUCAUCUUCCAGCUGAGCAACACCGUGCUGGGCUUGACGCUGCUGGCCUGGGGCAACAGCAUCGGCGACACCUUCUCCGACCUCACCAUGGCACGGCAGGGCUAUCCCCGCAUGGCCUUCUCCGCCUGCUUCGGGGGCAUCAUCUUCAACAUCCUGGUGGGCGUGGGACUCGGCUGCUUGCUGCAGAUGACCAGCAGCCAGCUCGUGGUGAAGCUGGAGCCCGACAGCCUCCUCGUGUGGAUCCUCGCUGGGGCUCUGGGGCUCAGCUUGGUCUUCUCCUUUGUGUCGGUGCCAGCGCAGUGCUUCCAGCUGGGCAAGGCAUACGGUGUCUGCCUCAUCCUCUACUACCUGGCCUUCCUCUGCGUGGCUCUGCUCACCGAGUUCAGGGUGAGCAUCUGA
Messenger RNA from Apaloderma vittatum (bar-tailed trogon), 753 nucleotides. It is a transcript of the gene SLC8B1, whose product is annotated as solute carrier family 8 (sodium/lithium/calcium exchanger), member B1. The annotation marks the transcript as partial. Lineage: Eukaryota; Metazoa; Chordata; Aves; Trogoniformes; Trogonidae. The transcript has 6 exons. The record is from RefSeq and is a predicted model, not a curated record. Gene Ontology annotation, molecular function: calcium:sodium antiporter activity. Gene Ontology annotation, biological process: calcium export from the mitochondrion; intracellular calcium ion homeostasis. Gene Ontology annotation, cellular component: membrane.